Molecule: messenger RNA, 651 nt
Organism: Paraglomus brasilianum
Lineage: Eukaryota; Fungi; Glomeromycota; Glomeromycetes; Paraglomerales; Paraglomeraceae
Source: the annotation of a GenBank genome assembly
AUGUCAGUUAAUCCAUCAUCACAACGAGCCCUAAUGCCUCGUCAAUUGAAUGGCGGUGAUUUAAUAGCUACAACUCCGACAUUGUUAAUGGUCAAACCGCCAAAGAAGACUCCUCCGACAUUGUUAAUAGUCAAACGUCAUUAUCCACCGCCAAAGAAGACUCCUCCGCCCACCCCAACAUUAUCGCCUCAAAUUACACCUACACCUUCAGCAAUAUUGACGACAACGAGCAAUACUUCAAUAGCUCCUACAAGUACCGUAUCGACUUCGUCAAAUGUAAGCACACCGUCCGCUAAAACCAGCAGCAUUCUCAGCAAACCAGCUGCAGUAACUGGAAUCGCUAUCGCGGUGGCCAUUGUCGGAAUAGGAAUCGGUUGGUUAGGCUGUAUCUUUUAUACAAGACGAAAACGCGGCCCUGGAGGAGCCACGCAGGAUCGCGGCUUAUCCGAGUGGAAAAGAGCAAGUAUUGUAUUCGAUGCGGCACUCUUGCGUCUCCCGAGAUUCUUCUUUGAAGAGGAAGAAGACGAAGAACUAACGAACAAUAAUACAGUGAGUAACAGCAAUGUUUCGGAUUCGGGUUCUGCCGAUGGUGAGAAUGUGUCACCACCUAUACAAGCACCUCCUCGUGUUCGCUGGGCUGAUCCAGGAUAA